AUGAAUGCUAUCCUUGGCCCAUCAGGUUGUGGGAAAUCAUCCCUUUUGGAUGUUCUUGCUGGUCGAAAAGACCCUUAUGGUCUAUCUGGGACAGUGCUGAUUGAUGGUGAGGCACGUCCAGAUGAUUAUAAAUAUCGCGUUGGUUAUGUCGUACAAGAUGAUAUUCUCAGUGAUAGAUUAACGGUAAAAGAAAAUUUAGCUUUUUCAGCUAAUGUUCGUUUACCAAAAACUUUAAGUGAACAAGAAAAAGCAGAUAUUGUCAAACGAGUGAUUCAUCAAUUGGCAUUAGAAAAAUGCGCUGAUACAAAAGUUGGGACGGAAUUGAUUCGAGGCAUAUCUGGAGGCGAACGAAAACGAACAAACAUUGGAAUGGAACUUGUUUUGUCGCCAAAAAUUAUUUUUCUUGAUGAGCCGACAACAGGCUUGGACUCCAGUACGGCUAUUAAAGUAAUGAAACUUCUACAUGGAAUAUCAUUAAACGGCUGUACAAUUAUAUUUGCUAUACAUCAACCUCGUUAUACGAUUUACAAAUUAUUUGAUCAAAUUUUACUUUUAUCAAUGGGACUAAGUAUUUAUCAUGGACCGGCUCCCGAUAUUUUAUCGUAUUUUUCAGAAUUGUUUGGCUUAACAUGUGAACAGUAUGAUAAUCCAUGUGAUUUUCUAUUGGAUAUUGUACAAGGUGAUCGACAUUCAUCAGCAAUAUUGAAUAAUAGUAAAACUGAGGAUGAUAAAGAAGAAGACCAAGAAUCAAUACAAAACAAACUAGCUGAAACAUUGAAUAACAGAUAUUUAUUAUCUCCUUUAUGGGCAUCUGUUCAACAAGAAACAGAUAAUUAUUUGAAUCAUCACUCAUCAGAUCAGUUUUUAUAUAAAAAAUUAUCAAAAAAAUCUCGAUUCAAUGAAUUAUAUUAUUUGUCACAACGUGUUCUACAGAAUCUUAGUCGAAGCCCAGUUGUGGUCAUAACACAAAUUGGUGUUAGCGUUGUAUUUGCUAUUCUUUGUGGUUGUGUGUUCUUUGAUGUUGAUCAUACACUGGAUAAAGGUGUUCAAAAACGUGCCGGUGCUAUAUUUCUUGUUACAGUGUUUCAAGUCUUUGUUAAUCUAAUUGCACUUGAAUUAUUUUUGAAAGAACGUGCACUAUUUAUUCAUGUAAGCAUGGUUUGUUAA
Messenger RNA from Didymodactylos carnosus, 1167 nucleotides. The record is from the annotation of a GenBank genome assembly. NCBI's taxonomy places the organism in Eukaryota, Metazoa, Rotifera, Eurotatoria, Philodinida, Philodinidae.